Theobroma cacao (cacao) is the source of this 1084-nucleotide messenger RNA. It is a transcript of the gene SAG20, whose product is annotated as senescence associated gene 20. Lineage: Eukaryota; Viridiplantae; Streptophyta; Magnoliopsida; Malvales; Malvaceae. The record is from RefSeq and is a predicted model, not a curated record.
UCACAUAAGGCCUUCACCAGUUCCUUUUGGUUUUUCCCUCUCCAAUUUCUUCCUCAAGAAACCUCUCUCUCAGAAACCAUCGUUUCUUGUUCUUUCCUUGCUUUCUAGCUUUCCAGGCGUUCUCUUUCAAGAACUGGCUAACACACAGGAAAAAAUUCUGGAGGAAACCAACAAGAACCAAGAGGUGGUUCUUGCCUUCUAUGAGGCCUUAAAGACUCGAGACGUCGAGACUGUUCACCAAAUCCUUGCUCCUGACCUUGAGUGGUGGUUCCAUGGCCCUCCCACCCACCAGUUUAUGAUGCGCCUUCUCACUGGAGCUUCAUCAGACGACUCUUUCCAUUUCGAGGUUGAUCCUCUUUCUGUCACCACCUUUGGGUACACCGUCAUCGUUGAAGGCUGUGAUCACAGCCGCUCAAUCUCCUGGGUUCACGCCUGGACUGUUACUGAUGGGAUAAUCACCCAAGUGAGGGAGUACUUCAACACUUCUCUCACUGUCACCCGCCUUGGAAACUCACACCAAUCUCCACCGUCACCAUCAUCACCAUCCUCUCCUUCUGCUCCUUCAUCAACGGCUGAGAUAACCCCUGUGCAUUGCCCUUCCGUCUGGGAGAGCAGCUUUUCCAACCGGGUUGGAAAGUCUGUGCCGGGUCUCGUCCUGGCAAUUUAGUCAUUUCCAAUACCCUCCCUCUGUGAUCAGGCGCAGCCCUGAGUAGGGCACAUACAAUUAUACAAUAAAUAAAAGAAACAGGAGGGUGUGUGCGUGUCAGGUCCUUACUGGUGUCCUACUUGCGGAUGGGCUGAAGUACUGUUCAGACACAGAGAUGUGAGUUCCUUAAGGUGUCCCGUCUGUUUCCACAUUCCACCAAGUUUUACUUUAGUCGUGUUAUCUGUUCCUUUAUUUGUUUUGUUGUUGGAGAGUGUGAAUUUGUAUUUUGUUCUCUCUUUUUUUUUUUCCCAAUGUAUUUGCCAGAGUGUUUGGAGAUCUGUGGAUCCCACAUGGGAAGACCUAGUUGUUCCCAUCCUACUCUCUUUGUUGUAAGGUGUACCAGUUGUGGAAUAAAAGUGUGCUACUCUCAUUUUCUUA